UCCUGGUUUGCUCCACGAUCCGACACGAUGCAUCUUCCGGGCUCUUGGCAGUGGCUAUGCGGCCUGUUUCUCGUGGUGGCCGCAACAGGAGUCGACACCGUCGCCAAAGCCGAAGAGCAAGUCACCUCUUGUCCAGUGCCAUCGAAAGGGCCCAUCCACCCAGGGAUCUUCAAACACUCUCAAGCCCUUGCCGAGUUGAUCACAAACCAUUUCGUGCACACGGCGGACAACGCCAACUUUGAAGUUUUUCUUCAGCAAGAUCUUCUGUACUUGAUGCAGUAUGCCGAGGUGGUUCGCCCCGGCCUCGACGCAUGCCGCCGCCACAAGAACCCUUGCCUGCGACAGCUCAUCAUCGAUCUCGAAAGCAAGCUGUCAUAUGGUGACAGCAAUGCCAACGAAUACAAAGAGAUGUUUAACAUUCAGCACGCUAACGAACCCAACGAAGCACUUCUCGCCUACUUUGACUUUUACAAGUCACACCACGAAACUUGCGAAGCCACCAUCGCGGCCAUGCAGGUGUGCCUAUGCUCCUACAAAAUGGUCGCAAAGGCGCUCAAUGAUGCCUUGAACAACAGCCCGGCUGAUGGCAUGACUAGCCUGACGAGGAAGCGCUUGGAAGAUUUUGUUUUUUUGAAUGGCGGCGAUGCACCGAUUGUGAAGCACGGUAUGGAGGGAUCAACCUGUGCAAUCGGUCGAACGAUCCUCGGUCUUCUUGGGAGCGGUGGGGAUGAUGCAUCCUUCUUGGACGAGCCGACAGCGCAGCUCAUCUUGGAGAAGGCCGUGCAGCUCGAGGCGCGGCUGUGGCACGUCCCGAUCGCCUCGGAAGCAAGCGCGGAGUCUCCAAUGCCACACGCUGGCGAGUUGUGAAGGAUCCAACUUCUCAACCUUUUGCACACUCUUCUUGUUUUUUCUCUGGCUAGCGCAAAUUGCAGCGUGCAUCAGCCGAGGUCAAACGAGGACCUGAGAGCUGUACCGGAAGCGAGUGCUUGACUGCUUGACUGCGAACCUUCACGCAAGCGCGAUACCUUGCCAUGUCAUCGAAUGAAUACGUCUCUCUCUCUUUUUCUGUUUCUUUUGACCAAUUCAUUUUUCUCUCUCUC
Molecule: messenger RNA, 1100 nt
Organism: Monosiga brevicollis MX1
Lineage: Eukaryota; Choanoflagellata; Craspedida; Salpingoecidae
Exons: 1
Coding region: 28-867 (279 amino acids)
Source: RefSeq, a predicted model, not a curated record